This is a messenger RNA of Trachymyrmex septentrionalis, 1412 nucleotides long. RefSeq lists its product as uncharacterized. Bases 130 to 1359 code for a protein of 409 amino acids. Lineage: Eukaryota; Metazoa; Arthropoda; Insecta; Hymenoptera; Formicidae. The transcript has 8 exons. The record is from RefSeq and is a predicted model, not a curated record.
AUCGUCGGCGACAGGCAAUUCUCUGUUGGAUUUUGCGAUUACAUUCAUAUCGCGUGAGCGCACAAGUGUGAAUAUCUGAUGCAAAUAACUUUGUAUGACGCGUAAUAUUUUGCUUUCAAUUCAUAAUACAUGAAAUCGUCCGAUAUAUUAGAUUCUGAAAAUAAUUCAGAAUUCGAAUUAUUAUCAGAUUCUGAAAAUAAUUCAGAAUUCGAAGAAGAGCACAAUGAAUUCGUUCACAAGGAGAAUGAGAUAUUCGAAAAAAUUAUAUAUAUACCGACUCUUCCGAGCACUUUUAAUAGUCUGGUUAAGAAGACAGUGAAGCUCGAAACGGAUGAACCUCAAUGUGUUAUCGAAUUGCUAGGCGAUCUUUUAGGAGUUAAAGAUCACGAGAUUAACAAAGUUGCUUUUUGGUUUUUGGAUACAGUAGCUCUUCAAGUUUUACGUUACAAAAAUUGUCUAGAUGAUUAUUAUAGAAGUAUAUUAAUUAGCUGGUUGGCUGGCGAAAUGAAAUUAAUUCGAGAUAAACAACUACUUCGCGAAAAUUUUUUUAAAGAAAUGAGAAUAUUAUUUCUCUAUGUUGCUAAAAAAUUAUCUGAUGGCGAUCGAUUGCCGCAUUGGGAGGUACUCAUGGAUGCGUAUUCUGAAAUUAUGGCACAAAAUUCUACUUCUAAUUGGUCUACCGACAGUGAAACGGAAUAUUUAAAUACAAAUAAAUCAUCUGAAAAGGAAUUAAUAGCAGAAGAUGAAUGUGCUUUCCAAGAAAAUAAAUUUACCUUUGUUGGAAAACACUUGAAAAAUUAUAAAAACAGUGUAACAAAUAAUCUGGAAGAGAAAUCGCCGAAAAACUUCAAGAUUGUAUUAACUACAGAGAAUUCGCGAACAGAUACAAUCACAGAUGAAAACACAAUUAUUGAAUCUUCUAAUUUAAUGAAUCCAAGCGACGUUCUGGAUGUAAUUGUUGAAGCGACAUACAACAUGUAUGCUAAUGAAUUACGAUACGCCCUUAUAUAUGCAGUUUUUGUAAAAUCGAUACAGAUGCAAAUGUUUCUUAUGCCUCAUGCUCAUCAAAUACAACGUCAAAUUAAAUUUGCCCUUUCUGGAGGAUCAUUUGACGUACAGCUUCGUGAACGAUUAGAAGAGGUUGCUUGUGAAUCAAUAAUUGACAAUGAAAAGGAAAUAACUGAUGACAUGAGAGAAGACCAAAUGAUCGAAGAUUUCGAAAUUCCUCCAUCACCACCAUCUUCAUUAAAUGAGGAAGAAAUAUUAACUAAUAAUUGUCGAUUUAUUCUACCGUUGAUAGAAGCGAACGAAGCGGUGCAGAUCUUCGAAAUGCAUGCAAGGAAAUCUAGCGAAAAAUAAAUGUCCAAUUUGACAAAAUUAUAUGGAUUUUCCAAGUUUCGUUGAAGUUUUCC